AUGUCCGGACAGAAUGGAAUCAAUGGCUACACGCAAUCCGGCCCAACCUUCAACUCCAAAACCAAAGCCCUCACCAAACUCCUCACACGGCAAUUCCCCCCCACACACCCCAUCUACCCCGGCGGCAUCCAGCUACUCUACCCCACAGCCCCCAUCCCACUCCUCCCCAGCGAUAUCCCCGGCUACACUCCCUCCUCCCCAUCCUCUCCCUCUUCCCUCGCCCCUCCAUCCGCCUACGGAUGGUGGAAACGUGAAACCGGCGGUUCCCGCUACGCCUUCAUCGAUCAAGGCCUCUCAACCAUCGCGACCAGCAUCCGCGACGCCGGCGGAAUCGACGGAGUAAUUGGAUUUUCGCAGGGGGCAUGCGCCGCAUUUUUCGUCGCAAGUCUAUUAGAAGGGAAUCGGGAGAGUGCAUUUGCGCUGCAGGGAGUGAAGACGCCUGAAACGGCACUUGCAUACCCCGAAUUUUUUACCUCGCUCAAGCGCGAUUUGAAUCAUCCGCCGCUUAAAUUUUGUGUAUCUUAUUCUGGAUUCUAUGCGCCGUAUGAGGGGUACACGGCGUUUUACCAGCCAGCAUUGAAAACGCGGGUUUUGCAUGUUAUUGGGACUUUGGAUACGGUGGUGGAUGAGCAUAGGAGUAUGGCGCUCGUGGAAGCGAGUGAGGAGGGGAGUAGGGAGGUAUUAUAUCAUCCGGGAGGACACUUUGUGCCGAUGGGGAAGGAGUUUGGGAAUGUGGCUGUGGGGUUCAUAGUUAAGUGUUUGAAGGAGAAGAAGGUGGCUGUGGAGGAGAGGGUCGAGGAUAUGGAUGUGCCGUUUUAA
This is a messenger RNA of Sclerotinia borealis F-4128, 819 nucleotides long. The record is from the annotation of a GenBank genome assembly. NCBI's taxonomy places the organism in Eukaryota, Fungi, Ascomycota, Leotiomycetes, Helotiales, Sclerotiniaceae.